Molecule: messenger RNA, 995 nt
Organism: Cherax quadricarinatus
Lineage: Eukaryota; Metazoa; Arthropoda; Malacostraca; Decapoda; Parastacidae
Gene: ND-SGDH
Product: NADH dehydrogenase (ubiquinone) SGDH subunit
Source: RefSeq, a predicted model, not a curated record
GUGAGUACAGUGGCAGUGCGCCAGGCGCUGCGCUACACAAGGUAGUGAGAGUAAAGAUGUCGGUGGUCAGCUGUCUCAGGUCUGGCACCAACCUCCUCAAAAAUGUCUCCAGCCCGGCCAGAUGCCUCUUCAUGAUCCAGCGAGAGAUGGGGGGGCAUGGGCCCAGAAAAAUGGUGAUCACUCCCUCUCGUUGGCAGUGGCACAAGUUCAAAGAUAUGCUACACUUCUAUUUCAUGCUUGGUGUGAUUCCCCUUGGAACAUUGGUGUUUCUUGUCAAUAUCUUCAUUGGUCCUGCUAAACUGUCUCCUAUCCCUGAAGGUUACAUUCCUAAAAAUUGGGAGUACUACCCACACCCAAUCUCCAGAUUCUUGGCACGAUAUUUAUACACAAGUCAUCAGCAGGACUAUGAGAAGUACCUUCACUUCAUGUAUGAGGAGAAAGAGAAGCAACAGAUGAGGUUGCUUGAGAAGAAGAUUCGUACCUUGAUGGCAGAGCGUGGAGAUUCUCAGGCAAUGUUCUACCGGCCAAUCCUCACAAAGUACCAUCGCUAUGUUCGUGAAGAGUAUGAUAGAUUGGAACACACUACUGGCCCUACAAUUUAAUUUGUUUUUAAAAGUUGGAUUCUGUAGGUAAAAAAAGUUUUUGAUGUGCAGUGAAUCAUAAGUAACUUUCCAAAUUUUUAGUGAAUUUACUGUGCUAAUUAAUAGUAAUUUAUUUAUUUAGUACAUAAUGGUAUAAUUCAUGAAGGAUUCCUUGAGAAGAAUAUUUUGUAUGACAUUAAAUACAAGAAAGAAGGAACACUGCAGCAGGCCUACUAGCCCAUGCUAAGCAGGUUCAACUCACACCCACUCUUGUACUUGUCUAACCUAUUUUUAAAGCUACACAAGGUUUUAGCUCCAAUAACUAUACUCGGGUGUAUUUAUCAUACCUUCCAUAGAUAUCAGGCAUUGUGUAAAUUGUAAAUAAAAUGCUUUAUUAUAUAAUAUGUUGUUAUA